AUGAAAACUUCUUCUACUGACCUUCUGCUAAUAAGUAAUAUCGUUGUUACAAUUAUUCCUUUCAUAAAUGCAACAUUUCUUGAGCCCCAUCUCCAAGGGGUGAGAAGGCGUGACAGUAGAAGUUCUGAUUCCGAGCACGAUGAAAGAUCCACUGAAGAUGAUGAAAGGUCUCUCAUACGUAGUUCUCCACGAACGAGGCUGCCGCCACCCCCGCCUCCACCUCCAGAUGACGAGCCCCCGCCGAUGAAACCCAGAGAAUUUUUCGAGAGAUUGCAAAGCCAAGCUAUGAGAGAAGCUCAAGAUAGAAAACAAAGACGAGAUCUCAAAGAAACAAGCCACCUCUUGAGGCCUAUAGAUGCUGAAGGCAGUUUAGGAGACAGCCUCAGUCAGAGUCGAGAAAGCCUUUCAUCAGACGGUGAAGGCGCUAAAGGCGACUGCUCUUCAGUAGGGUCCUCAGGUUCAGAAUCCGAAGAACAACCACCAUGCGACAUCGGCUUAUUGGAGAGAUUAAUACGAACGCAUCCUGUUUGGUUCCUACCCGGGAUACAAAGAGCUGGUGCCUUUCAUUUGCUUCAGGGCAAGGAAGAAGGAAACUUUGUGGUACGCCAGUCGAGUCAGCCUGACACAAUGGCGAUCAGCGUCCGGCUACCCGCAGAUAAAGGGCCGUAUAUAGAACACUAUCUGAUCCAAUCCACAAGCGGCCGUAUCGGCCUCGAAACUUCUCACAAUCGCUUCGAUAAUAUACCAGAGUUGAUCGCGCAUUAUUCUCAGUGCUGUGAUGAGUUACCAGUACAAUUGCAGCUACCGAAGCCGUUACGAGAAGCAAAAAGUCGCCAUCAACUUAGCUCUCUUGCAUUACUCGGCCAAGAGUUUUGGGGUUAUCCAAUGGCUAAUCCAAAAAAUAACCCCAAUAACCUUCUAUCGCCAUGCCAAUUGGCAAAUGGAGUUGUUCCAAUGGCAGUUACGCCGUCUGAUACUGGAUCUAGUCUAAGCAGUUUUAAUGCCAGUACAUUAACAAACUCCAGAGAACAGAUCUUAAGUCCAGAUAAGGAUCAAAACGUGAUAUUGAAAAUGUCACCAGUAGAUACAUCUAGCUCUCCACCCAGUCAAAGCCAAAGCUUAAGUACAUUUAAGGGUAGAACUGCACCUUCGCCACCAGCAAAACCGACUGGAUCAUUCGUUAGAGCACCCCGACCUACCCCACCGAAUACUCUAAAUCUUAUAUCCAGUACCGCGCAUAUAACACAUCCUCACACAUUUCCAACCGCAAACAAUCAUUCUCCCACACAUUCUAACAAUGUAAAAACUACCCCACCUCCACCGCCGCCCAGAUGGGCGAAGCCCCCAUUCUCAAAAGUUUCCUUAUCCCCAAAAUCAGAGGCAUUAACCUUUAGUCCCAUUAACAAAGCAAAUGGAAACAUAACAGUGACGACUACAGUAACAUUCAGCGUCAAUAAUACACAAAUACACAAUCACCAAAUAAAUGAAAGCAUACAAAGCGACCGGUUGCAACUAACGCUUGCGUCUAAUGCCAUAAAAAAUAACAAUGCCGAAGCCGGGUUCAACGCAAUGGACGCAGUGAAAUCCAUAACAAAUUCUAACGGAGACAUGCAGAAUAUGAUGCACCGUCUGACACCAGAAGGAGAAUGUAUAAGUACAAUGACCGCUAGUUUACACGGCAGCUUUAAAAGACAAAUCGCUGAACAGAACAGCACAGAAGUUGAAUCACCAUUAGAGUCCCAAUCUCAUACAAAUACAUCCGAUUCUGUCGAUCCAAUAGCAAAUUCUUUGACGAAGUCGAGUAAUGCUUUUACUUCUAAUCAACUUGUGUCUCCUAAUGGAACUAAUUCAGUUACAAGUGGCAUAUUCUCACCGACAAGUCAAAUUAAUUCACCGGUAUCUAACGAUACUAUUUCUUCUAAAAGUGGAGUAUUUUCACCUAUAAGUCAAACUAACAAAAGCGAAAUAUUUUCUCCUAUAUCACGAAGUUCGCCUCUUUCAAAUAAAAAUGUCUUUUCACCGACUUCCAAUAAUUCUUUAAUGUCUCCUGUAACUGGUAAAGAUCGAGAAAAAGUGGUUACUCCUAACACAAAUACGACAAGUUCGACGCCUUCGGGUCGAUCAAGGAGGAGUAAGCACUCCAUGCGCAAGGAGUCCAGACAUUAUCAGGAAUCUGACAUCCUUGAAUCACCAGGAGUAUAUUACAGAAGUUCUUUAAUGGACAAAGUAAGUGAUUAUGAAGAUAUAUGGGGUCCAGAAAGUAAUAACUGCUCGACUUUUAAACCGCCUAAAUCUGAUAAUGACAGUGCCAAUCUAAAUAACGGGAUAAUGAAAAGCAAGAGACCCGACCUCUUACCUGACACACUGCCCAAGCUGAAUGCAGCAAAAAGCACUCAGUCGAUAUUAGAAAAAGAAAACAUGAUAAUACUCAAUUCAAUGGAAAGUUUAAAUGAAAAGAAAAAUCUCUCAGAAAGUUCUCUAAAGAAAAGUUUUAAUGGAUCCAGUGAAAUUAUAGCCACUACAAACAGCAAAGGAGAAAUUGUAGCGAAAAGGCCAGACAAACUUAAUAUUGCUAUGAAUAUGAAUAAGAAAUUGACUGAAGAAAUAGAAGCUGCGCUAAAAAUAAGAGAGAGUCAUACAAUUGAAAGUAUGGAAACGGUCAAGUUGGAAGACGACUGUGGUAAAGGUGAUGAAUCUGAAAAAGAACACGCCGGCAGUCCUUUCUAUGCUGAUCCAGUAGAUGCAAUUAAAGAAGCCGCUCUGCUGCCUCCUGUACAGCGACGAAAGCUGCUGAGAUCUGGCGUAAACGUUUCGCAAAGAUAUUCUGAGCCGCCGACACAAAGUCACCCAUAUUAUCCAUUACGAGAUAUGCACAGUAUUGAGGAACUAUCACCAUCAUCACCUAACACAUCAACAUCGGUCGACAACCUAGUGUCACUGAGGAGCAAACCUAAGAUGAAGCCGGUAGAACCCCCGCGCGUUGCCGCUAAACCACCCAGUGGCAAGAACGAAAACACUUGGGCUGUGGACUCGAGUUGGCAAUUCAUAAACAAAAACGACGAAGGCUCAAACAGUGAGAACGGCACGUUCCCGUCACUAGCGGAACAAGAGAGCAGAUUGGGCGUAGAUGACGCCGCACAACACCUAACAGUACACCAAGUUGUUGCACAGAGAUUCCCUGAACUACAUUUGAACGCGGAGCCAGCGGCGCUGGCGGAAGAAAUUCGCUCGCCACCGAGAGCUUCUUGCUACGACAAUGUUCACGACCUUAGACCUCUCUCUGAACAGGCAAGUGACGAUGGCACUGUGUUUUCUGAGCCUUGGGAUAGUUCUCAGUGGGAUGGUCUCAUACCACCAUCAAAUCUCCAACAAAAUUAUGAAAACGAUGAGCCUUGCGAAUGGGAAUCGCCAAUGCCAAGACGCGGAAAUGCCGUUACAAGAGCUAAGAGCUUCCGGGACAGACUGGACCCUUUAUUAGCGGCAGGGAGAGUACGAGCCUUGCGUGGAGGACGAACGUCUCGCGGUACGGGCGCCGCGUUACGCGCAUACGCACUUCACCUCGCGCAGGAUAAGAGUACAACCUUCGCGCAGAAUGUUGACAACUUUAUCGCCUGCACUUUGGACUCUAAGGAAACUUGCCCUCAAGUAAUGAUGCGAAAUAUGAGGCAAUUCAUGUCAGGAAUGAAAAAUUAUCUUGUGAAACACGGCGAAAGGGAGUUUGAAAAGGAGGUGGAAAAAGAAAGGCUUAAGCUAAAAUCAACGGAAUUCCUUAAUCUGGACGCGAUAUUGGAAGGCGUAAUGCACAGGCUGGUGGUGCGGCCGCUACGGUCUAAGUUGUAUUCAUUACUUGCUUCGUGGCACUCGGCUGAUGUAAGACAGUUACAUGCUGCAAUUGAACGAGCUCAGCAUGCUACACCUUUACAGCUUGGCAUUAAGGAAUCCACGAAAGUCCCAUCUUCAGCGGUAUUAUCAGUAAUCUCAAAACAUUUUCUCAAAAUGCAAGAAGCUGAUUCUCCGUUGGACAAACUUGAAAAUCUUCUCGCUGCUAUUUCAGUUAUGUUCAAUGCGAUACGUGGAGAACGAACUCUCGGGGCUGACGACUUACUUCCCGUUCUCGCAUGGACGGUCGCACGUUGUCGCUUAGUUUGCGCGGAGUUGGAAGCUGAGUUAAUGGCGGGGUUGCUUCCUGCCGCCCUACUGGCGGGGGAGGGCGGGUACUACUUAACUGCACUGUUCUCUGCUGUAGCUGUAUUGAAGAGAUUGGCCCCGGAUUCUGGACCUGACAGUACUGCACCGUGGCGUAGAGGCUCAUCAGAAUCUACCCGCGAGGGCUGCAACGUGGCAGUGGUACGCGUCGCGCUGCCGGACGAAUGCCGCGGGUCGAUACGUCGCGUGGCGCUGCCGUGCCGGCCGGGUGCGCGCGCCAGGGACCUGUGCCGCGCGCUCGCGCACGCUGCGGCCAUAACUAACCCGCAGGACUACGCGUUGUUUGCGUUGCAUGAUGGACAAGAAACAAUGUUGAACGAAAACGAUUGUCCACAAGAGGUAAUGUCAGAGAAAAGUGGACAAAAUUUCAUACUGGCUUACAAGAGGAUAGAUGCGAAAAUCGCUUGGCCACAACAGGCUUUGCUCUCUUAUCCU
Molecule: messenger RNA, 4641 nt
Organism: Brenthis ino (lesser marbled fritillary)
Lineage: Eukaryota; Metazoa; Arthropoda; Insecta; Lepidoptera; Nymphalidae
Source: the annotation of a GenBank genome assembly